UCUGUUUGUACAAUUUCUGUCAAUUAAGAUGUAAGAAUGCCACAUUAAUUAGGUUCUAUUGAUAACAAAUCAACUCAAGUAAAUGCAUGCCAUUUCCCUGUGGGGAGCCCCUAAGGCAAAUUAGAUGUACCUUUUGUCCAGGUAGAUUAUAAAUUGGAAUCUUAUUAUAACCAGGUUUUUUACCUGUUAAAUUAGUCAUGGAACAUCAUAUAUUUUCACUCUCUGUGAUUUUUACAUUUCUACUUCAAAAUGAUGCAGCUAAAUGGACAUAUGAUGGUGACUUGGGACCAAGACACUGGCAUAAGCUAUUUCCAGAUGGAUGUUCUGGCAAACAACAGUCACCAAUAGAUAUCACAACACAAAGUUCAGAACAUGAUCCUAAAUUGGGGGAUUUUGCUAUCUGGCAUGACCCUCCAAAACCAGGAUCUCUAUUUAAAGUAAAAAACAAUGGUCAUUCUAUAACUAUUGAGACUUUAGGACCAUUCCAUGUGACAAAUGGUGGCCUACCAUCAGUAUAUUCAACAGCCCAGUUUCACUUUCACUGGGGUCAUGCUGACCAUCAAGGCUCAGAGCAUCUCAUAGACAACAGAGCAAGUCCUCUUGAGUUACAUGUUGUUAACUAUGACAGCGAGAACUAUCAGAGUUUACCAAUGGCCAUGGUACAACCUCAAGGAUUAGCAGUAUUAGGGGUUAUGUAUGAGAUUGGUGUAGAAGAUAACCCAGCCUUAGAACCAAUCAUACAAGCAAUGAAACAUGUUGAGGAUCCUGAGGAUGAUCAUCAUCAUGAACUUCCAGCCCAGAGAAUCAGAAACUUCCUUCCUGAAGACACAUCUAAGUACUACCGAUACAACGGCUCUCUGACAACACCAGGAUGUUUCGAGAGUGUUAUCUGGACAGUUUUCCAUGACCCAAUGUACAUUUCAGUCAGACAGAUGAUGGCAUUCAGAAAAAUUCUGCAAAAUAAAAGGCAUAAAGGUAAAAAACAUCAUAAACGUGAAACCAAAGAUGAAAAACUGGUAGAGGAAGUAUUGGAAGAAUCUGGUAUGGCAGGAGACAAGCUUCAACAGAUGGAACUAGAGAUGACACUUGAGGAGGACAAGGCUAAAGAUAAUCUACCAACAGAAACUCCUACUCUAGGAGAACCACCAAAGAAGUUUUACCUCCACCAUGGCGAAAAUCCAAACACAGAUAAGAUGCAGAAUGUUAGUCAAAGUGGCAAGGAACAGUCUUAUAUUACAGAAUCUGAAAAACAUCUUGAACAGAUUGUUGUAAAGUUAGAGCAUGAAAAUGAACAACUAAUUGAAGAAAUUGAGAGACUUAAACUUGUAGACAAUUUUAGGCCAGUUCAACCAUUGAAUGGAAGAAAAAUAUAUAGAAGUUUUGAUAGUUUUGUAAAAAACCCAGCCUCACAAGAGAUUAAAGAUAGCACAGAACCAUGUAACUCAUCUAUUAAAAUUCUAUCAUCAUGGACUGUAUUAUUGGUAACAAUUUUCGUAUCAUUUUUUAGAUAAAAUGAAUAGUUUCAUUAAUAUUUUAAACAAAAUCAAAGAUACUGUAAAAGGAGAUAGACAAUAGCAUAAGAAAAUCUAUUAUCAUAAGAUAUCAUUUUAAAAUGAUUUUAGGAUAUUGAAUAUGUUUUAAUAAACAAGUUUUAACUCAUUCUCUAUGUAAAUUAAUACAUUUAUGAAAAUCUAGUGUCAAAUAUCUGGAUUUUUUUUAUCAUUAUGAAAUUUUAUGUAUAUUUUUUUAUAUGUACUUGGAAGAUUAGAGUUCCUUAAAACAAUUAAGGGGUAUAGCCAAUGGCUAUUUUAGCUUUUAAAUUGAGGAAAUAUGUAUAUAAAUGUACAAAAAUCUUUUUUUUUAAACUGUUGUUUUUGUAAAUGUAAAUAUUGUUUAUGUGAUAUGCAGUGUGUGUCAAACUUUUUACCUUAUACAGAUUUUAUUUUAUCUAGAUUUACUUGAUUAAAAAGUUUUCAUCCA
Messenger RNA from Mytilus trossulus (common blue mussel), 1980 nucleotides. Its product is annotated as carbonic anhydrase 14-like. The transcript has 8 exons. Gene Ontology annotation, molecular function: carbonate dehydratase activity; zinc ion binding. The record is from RefSeq and is a predicted model, not a curated record. The coding region runs from base 198 to 1511 and encodes 437 amino acids. Lineage: Eukaryota; Metazoa; Mollusca; Bivalvia; Mytilida; Mytilidae.